AUGUGGGGUAAACUUUUGAACUUCUUUGUCGAUGAUCUGUGGUGGAUAUUUUUGAAAUUUGACUGUCCCCGGGACGUAGUAUUCGCAUCGAUAAUCCAACGUCUUCUUGGAGCAUUAUUUAUGAAUGCAUGCAUGUUGUACAGUCAGGUUGUCCCUGCUCUGCAAGUAAAAGCCAUCGUUCCUAUGUUCAAGUUCUGGAAAGCGUUUUGUCAUCAUCCACCGUUCAUCGAUAUUGUCUGUGCUGUAUUGACCUUUUACGGAGUAGACUCUUGGACCAACGAGAUCCACUGA
Molecule: messenger RNA, 291 nt
Organism: Sclerotinia sclerotiorum 1980 UF-70
Lineage: Eukaryota; Fungi; Ascomycota; Leotiomycetes; Helotiales; Sclerotiniaceae
Exons: 5
Coding region: 1-291 (96 amino acids)
Source: RefSeq, a predicted model, not a curated record